Molecule: messenger RNA, 576 nt
Organism: Aspergillus bombycis
Lineage: Eukaryota; Fungi; Ascomycota; Eurotiomycetes; Eurotiales; Aspergillaceae
Product: putative DNA polymerase delta subunit 4
Exons: 3
Coding region: 1-576 (191 amino acids)
Biological process (GO): DNA-templated DNA replication; DNA synthesis involved in DNA repair
Cellular component (GO): delta DNA polymerase complex
Molecular function (GO): DNA-directed DNA polymerase activity
Source: RefSeq, a predicted model, not a curated record
AUGCCUCCCACUCGUCGUCGCGGUGGCCAGGCCACGGCCACCCGCUCGAACCAGGCCACCCUCUCAUUCGGAUCUAAGUCUAGGGUUACCAAGCCAUCGGUGACCCCGACGCAAACGCAGAAGACCAAAGACCUUGAACCACUUAUCGCCUCUAUUUCUGAGAAAACCCCAGAGCCUGAACAAGUGUCGGCUACACCUACUGAGCCUGAGCAGCCGCAUGUGGCGGAGCUUGCCGUGAGGCAACAAGCUCAGGAGGAAGUUGAACAGCCCUUGUCGAAAGAAGACAAAAAGGCGAUUAAUAUCACCGAGAAGGACCUGCAGCAAUACUGGAGGAAAGAGGAAGAGAAGAUAAGGGGACCUCGGUUUCACCAGCAAGACCUCGCACUACAUGAAAAGAUUCUUCGACAUUUCGAUCUUUCCAGUCAAUUUGGGCCUUGCAUUGGAAUUGCUCGGUUGAAGCGAUGGAGACGUGCGAAUUCUUUGAAUCUCAGCCCCCCAAUUGAGGUCUUGGCCGUACUACUCAAACAUAAAGAUGACGUGAAACAGAGGGCAUACGUUGACGAGCUUCUAUCCUGA